Cornus florida is the source of this 633-nucleotide messenger RNA. RefSeq lists its product as uncharacterized. The transcript is spliced from 2 exons. Bases 86 to 544 code for a protein of 152 amino acids. The record is from RefSeq and is a predicted model, not a curated record. NCBI's taxonomy places the organism in Eukaryota, Viridiplantae, Streptophyta, Magnoliopsida, Cornales, Cornaceae.
CUUGAAGCGAAUGAUUCCAACAAGGGAAUGCAUUUGAGACUUCCAUCGCCUCAUCGUUUCUCUUGACUUUGAGACAACGAAACACAUGGCCGUUAGCUUCGCCUCGGUUGCCAUAACACCCACCAAGUCUACCUUGUUAUAUUUCCGUCACCCCAAAGCCUCUUCUUUCAAGCCCAAUCUUAUUCGUAUGUCAUCUGCAGUAUCAGGACAAUCACCACCUAGAGGACCGAAGGUGAAUGAGGGCGUUCAGGAAAAAGCAGGAUGCGAGAUCUCUAGCGUUCCAGAUGCCUUCAGCUUCAACAGCCUAGCUCUGAACAAAGACUUGAACCGUUUGAACCGUGCCAUCAGCGAUUGCUUGAAUCAAUUGACCAGAUCAAAAGCAUUUGUGUCUGCUGAUGAAAUCGCUGUUGUAUUAAAUGUUUUGAAGUCUCUCGAGCAAUCAGAUUCCAAGUUGGACAAGUUUCGAGAUGAGAUGGUUAAAAAAGCUCAAGAGCUUAAAAAUAUUUUUAUCAAAAUGGAACAACAUUUAAAAAGAGAAAACUAGAUAUGCGUCCUUUCUUGGUGAGAGCUCGAAUGAUUAGACAAAUAUAUGUGUGUAUGUGUGUUUGAGUGGUUUUUUUUUUUUUUUGGUAA